AGAAAACUGUUUACGUUGAUGCCUGUUUUUUUCCAGGUUGAUCUGUAAUGAAGUGAUUUUGAGUCUGUAUUGACAUAGUCAGUUUACGUUUAAUUAUUGCUUUUAACUGUAGCAGGAUAUAAAUGGCGAAUUCAGACGUCCAGGCAUUGGAUGAACGAUUGUCUAGGGUAGAAAAACAGAAUGAACAAAUUUUGCGAUGUGUAAUGAAGAAAAAAGAUCAGGAUACUUUCUUUUCCCUAGUUGAAGAAAACAAAGAAAGAGGAAACUGGUCUGGACGAUUUGAUUUCUUUCUGUCAUGUCUUGGCUAUGCUGUGGGCUUAGGCAAUGUGUGGAGAUUUCCAUAUCUAGCAUAUAAAAAUGGAGGAGGAGCUUUUUUCAUUCCAUAUUGCAUAUUUUUGGGGAUUGUUGGUAUACCAAUAUUUUUCAUGGAAUUAUCACUUGGACAGUACAGUAGCUGUGGGCCAGUGACAUGUUGGAAAUUUGCACCAUUAUUUACAGGUAUUGGUUAUGGUAUGGUUGCUGUAUCUGCUUUAGUAGCAAUUUAUUACAACAUGAUUAUAGCAUGGGCCAUUUACUACUUGUUUGCAUCUUUCACAUCAGAGUUACCAUGGGAAACUUGUAUUGGAAAAAACUGGUCAACAGAAUUAUGUUAUGAUAAUGUGAAUAUAACAGAUGAAGAAGGAUGCACACAUAUGCAUUGGAAUCUAAAUAAAACUACUGGAGUUUGUUAUGAUAGCAAUGGUAUCCUCCGGGGAAUGUUCAAUGAAUCACUUGCGAAAAGUUUUGGUAUUAAAAGACUUCUCCCAUCUCAAGAAUAUUUUGAUUAUGUUGCUAUCGGUCAAGGAAAAAGUGGCGGAAUUGAUGACUUGGGUCCAGUGAAUUGGAAACUAGUAUUAUGUUAUUUGGCAGCAUUCAUAUUUGUUGUUUUGACCCUCAGUCAAAGUAUUAAGACAUCAGGAAAGGUGGUGUAUUUUACAGCUACUUUUCCAUAUGUAGUAUUGAUUAUCCUAUUUGUGAGAGGACUGACCCUAGAUGGUUUUAGAGAUGGUAUUGACUUCUACAUAACACCAGACUUAGGGAGACUCCGUGAUUCUCAGGUAUGGAAGGAUGCAGCGGUCCAGAUAUUUUUCUCAUUGUCUGCUUCGUGGGGAGGACUAAUUGCUCUGUCAAGUUAUAAUCGUUUCCAUAAUGACUGUUUAUCGGAUGCAAUUACAGUGGCCUUAGGUAACUGUCUGACGAGUUUUUUUGCUGGAUUUGUAAUCUUUUCGUAUCUUGGAAACUUGGCCAGUAUUUUAGAUGUUCCAGUAGGUGAGGUAGCAGACAGUGGACCGUCGCUAGCUUUUGUUGUAUAUCCUUAUGCUGUAACCAAAAUUCCACCAUCUCCAUUCUGGGCCAUAAUUUUUUUCUUAAUGUUGAUAACACUUGGAGUUGACAGUGAGUUUGUAUUGGUAGAGACCGUGACAACUUCAACCAUGGACAGAUUUCCAACUUUGAGAAAGUACAAAUUUGUGACCGUUCUUACAAUUUGCUUGAUAUUCUUCCUGUUUGGUUUGACAUUGACAACUAAUGGAGGUAACUACAUGUUGACAGUAAUGGACGAUUAUUCUGGAGGCUGGAACGUGUUAGUCAUAGCAUUGUUGGAAUGCAUUUCGGUUGCUUAUGUUUAUGGAGUAAGAAGAUUUUUGGAUGAUAUUGAGACAAUGAUCGGAAAAAGCUUUUGUGGACCAGUCGGUUUCCCAUGGUUUAUCGCUAAAUGGUGGUGGGCAAUUUGUUGGUCCUUUCUCACUCCUUUAGCUGUCUCUUUUGUCCUGGUAUUUUCCUGGGUAACAUAUGAAGGGUAUUCAGACAAUCGUGAAAAGUAUCCAGAAUGGGCAGAUGCACUAGGAUGGAUGAUGACGUUAUUUGUUUUGGUUACAAUCUUUGUUGCAUCCUUAUGUGUCUUUAUUUGGACACCAGGAAGUUUUGAGGAGCGUAUGAGGUACUUAACGCACCCUUCAAAUGAGUGGGGCCCUGCACUUGUUAAACACAGACGAGAGGCAAAGAAAUUUAUUGACAAGUGGGACACAUCCUUUGAAGUAGAUCCGCUUGGAAAAGAAGCAUUGGAAAACGAAGUAUCACCAAACGAUAUAAACAUAGAGAUUUAUGACAAGUCUGGAAAAGAAAAUCAGGCUUAUGUUAGUGACAGGAUGUGAAGACCGAGUUGACAUAGAAAGUGUAUGAUAACAGGCGUGUAUAUUUAGGGAAAAUAUAGUUUCUCGCGUUGGUGGAAAUAUUCAUAUUCUGAAGCUGCAUAUAUAAGAAUAAAAUGUUCUUGGUUUUUUUUUUUAUAAAUUUUAAGUAAUUAGCUCAACAAGAAAUAUAAAUGUAUGAACUUUUUCUAUGUCCGCCACAGUCCAGUCUCAUAUCGAUGUCCUGUUCUCAAGUCUAAGUCCAGUUUUUCGGCAUAAUAACCUAUAAUCAAUAUCAAAAUAUUUCAUCCUUACAUCGACGUCUGUUAUUUUUGGUUCAUUUCAUUGAAAAAUUAUUAAGAAAAUGCUGUUGUCUUUCAAAAUUACAGUUUUGAUCAAUCUUUAAGCAUUCAUGAAAAAACGAGAAACGAAAACACAAAUGAACCACGCCAACAAACGACAACCAGUGAGCAACAGGCUCCUUUAUAAUACAUAUUAUAAUUAAUUUUUACCGAAGAAAUUGUUUUAAUCCACUACUGCGCACAUGAACUUUUCCAAAUAAAUAAAAAUAGCAGAGUGGGGAAGUGUAUGCUAACAAUUUUUUUUAUGAUCUUGAAUUGUAUUUGACUUACCAUUUAUCGGAAUACUUUACCUUUUAAUUCUCUGAUUCAAAGUGUAUUUUACCUUUCUAUAAAAGAAAACAAUCUAUGACUUAGAUUUGAGAAAGAAGGAAAAAGUCGACGAUUUUGAAAAGCGGUGACCGUACUCGUCGUACAUAGAUCUGAAUCUAGCAUAUAUGCCAGAAAUAUUAUCAUUAAUACUUACAUAUUUAACCAUUAUAAUAUAUGCAUAAAAUUAUACGAAAAAUA
Molecule: messenger RNA, 3037 nt
Organism: Mytilus californianus (California mussel)
Lineage: Eukaryota; Metazoa; Mollusca; Bivalvia; Mytilida; Mytilidae
Product: sodium- and chloride-dependent neutral and basic amino acid transporter B(0+)-like
Exons: 16
Coding region: 123-2192 (689 amino acids)
Biological process (GO): sodium ion transmembrane transport
Cellular component (GO): membrane
Source: RefSeq, a predicted model, not a curated record